Messenger RNA from Aethalodelphis obliquidens (Pacific white-sided dolphin), 2668 nucleotides. Its product is annotated as solute carrier family 22 member 11-like. Gene Ontology annotation, cellular component: membrane. Gene Ontology annotation, molecular function: transmembrane transporter activity. Lineage: Eukaryota; Metazoa; Chordata; Mammalia; Artiodactyla; Delphinidae. The record is from RefSeq and is a predicted model, not a curated record. Gene Ontology annotation, biological process: transmembrane transport.
AUGGUGUUCACUGAGCUCCUGGAGCAGGCUGGGGGUGCGGGCUUCUUCCAGGCCCUGCAGGUCCUCACCUUCUUCCUCCCGUCUGUCUGGGUGCCCAUCCAAUUAGUUGUGGAGAACUUUUCAGCUGCUGUCCUAGGCCACUGCUGCUGUGCCCACAUGCUGGACAAUGGCUCUGAGGCCCCCGGAAACCUCACCCCCGAGGCCCUCCUGGCCGUCUCCAUCCCACGGAGCCCCAACCAGGAGCCCCACCAGUGUCUGCGCUUCCGCCAACCACAGUGGCAGCUCCUGGACCCCAACGCCAUGGCCACCAACUGGAGCGAGGCUGCCACGGAGCCACGCGUGGACGGCUGGGUCUACGACCGCAGCACGUUUACCUCCACCAUCGUGACCGAGCGGGACCUGGUGUGUGACCACCAGGGCCUGAAGCCCCUAGGCCGAUCCGUCUACCUGGCGGGGGGCCAUGGCGGGUGGAGCACCUGGGGCCUCCUCUCCCACCAGUGAUUUGGGCGGAAGCCUGUUCUGAGCUGGCGCUGCCUGCAGGUGACGUGGCCAGCAUCAGCCCCAUCGUUGCCUCCAAUCUCCUUUCUACGAUUUUUGAGCACUUUGGGAUUGUCUGGCAUCAUCCUGACCUCGACAACGCUCAUGGUGGAGUGGACCACGACCCGCACGAGGGCCGUCACCGUGACGAUCCUGAGAUGCACCUACAGCAUCGGCCAGACGGCCAUGGGCAGCCUGGCCUUUGCCCUGUGGGACCGGCGAGCCCUCUAGCUGGUCUUGUUGGUGCCCUUCUUGGUCAUCUUCCUGAUAUCCUGCACCCGCUUCUCUAACUGGUGGCUGCCGGGAUCCGCCCGAUGGCUGAUUACGGUGGGCAAAACAGAUCGAGCGCUUCAGGAACUCAAAAAGGGGGCCAAGAUAAAUGGCCACAAGGAAGCCAAAAAGACACUGACUAUAGAGGUACUGACGUCCAGCAUGGAGGAGGACGUAGCCUCUGCGGAGUCCCGCCAGUCAGGGCUGGACCUGUUCCGUCUAAUCGCGCUCCUCUGGAGAAGCUGCAGACUCUUGGUAGUGAGCUUGUCCCUCACCCUCUCCUACUAUGGGCUAGUCCUCCUCCUGCAGAACCUGGGGAGCAGCGUCUUCUUCCUCCAGGUCCUCUUUGGAGCUGCAGACUUCCGGGGCCGGAUCACCACCACACUCCAACUCAGGUUCUUUGGCCACCGCAUGACCCUGCCCGGCUCCCUGGCUGUGGCUGGCCUCGCCAUCCUGGCCAAAAUGCUGGUCCCACAAGAUCUGCAGACCCUGCAUGUGAUCUUGGCUGUGCUGGGAAAGGGAUGUUUUGGCAUCAGCUUAACCUGCAUCAUGGUCUACAAGCCGGAACUCUUACCAACGUCACUGCGGAUGACCGCAGUGGGCCUGGGCCAGACGGCAGCCCGAGGGGGAGCCAUCCUGGGGCCUCUGCUGCGGCUGCUGGGGGUACACGGUGCCUCCCUACCCCUGCUGGUGUACGGGGCGGUGCCAGUGCCGAGCGGCCUGGCUGCACUGCUGCUGCCUGAGACCCAGAGCCUGCCACUGCGCGACACUAUCCCAUAUGUGUGGAGCCAGGCAGUAAAGAAGGCAACACACAGCACCCAGGGGCGUCCUGUUCUGAAAUCCACACGACUUUAGGCCUCCUGGGAAGCCUGCGAUGGGAUGGCAGGAGGAGGCUCUUCUCUGCGGAAGGAGAGCAAAGGCCUCGGUUUCCGGAGGGCCGGGGGGCUGCCCCUCCAGCCGAGCCCAGCCUCUCACUAUCUAAGGAGCCGCCCUGAACACAGAAGGGACCAAGGAAGGUGUGAUUGGCAGGACGCUGCCCGGUACACCAUCACCUGACCCUUUCUCAAGGCUGCUGAGAGAGGAGCAGGGGCACGACCCAACCCGACCCUAUGCUUCCUCGCCCCUCACCAGCCCUGAGCUCACAGGCUGACAUCAGCCACGCUCAAAACCUCCCCAGCUUCUCACGCCAACCUGAGGGCUCCGCACAAGCGCCCCUCAACUUUACCAGAGAGACGGCUCGGGCCCUCCCCAUCCCCCUCGCUACUCCAGCCACGCAGCCAGGUCUUCUGCCUGGAAUGCUUCUGCCACCUUCCCUACCUGACAAAUCCCCCGCCUCAGCCUCCCAUACCCAGGGCAAUGGCCUUGUUCUGGGGCCCAGCGCCCAACCCAAGUCUCCAGUGAAAUUCUUACCACGGCUGCGGCCACACGCCUGUGAGUCCCCAGAGGGUUGGGGUGGUCCGCCUCCCCGUGUCCCCAGCUCCCACACAGACCAGAGGGCCAUUGGUGCGAGGGAGACGGGAGAGUGAAUCAAGGACUGUGCCUCGGCGACUCCAGUGAUGAGCCCCCAGGGACUGCCGGCGCAGGGGGUGGGACUUCCUCCCUGGGACGGCCCUUUCCCAGGCCAGCUUCCCUGUCCUGAGUGCCAGCCGAGUGGCUGCCUUUUCCAGCCUCUGCUGUGGGCCAGGCACCGUGCUGGACGCCUCAAGGCAUCGUCUCGUUUCAUCUUUUCCUGAACGCUUUGUGGUAGAUGUUGCCCCAUUUUACACACGGGAAAUCUAAGGCUCAGAGAAGCUGUGCCUGGGUGCCCGUGACACCCAGCUAGGAGGGGCAGCUUAGGAGUCAAGCGCAGGUCCGAAGGCCU